Messenger RNA from Apis cerana (Asiatic honeybee), 405 nucleotides. Its product is annotated as potassium voltage-gated channel subfamily H member 1-like. Gene Ontology annotation, cellular component: HCN channel complex. The record is from RefSeq and is a predicted model, not a curated record. Gene Ontology annotation, molecular function: voltage-gated potassium channel activity. NCBI's taxonomy places the organism in Eukaryota, Metazoa, Arthropoda, Insecta, Hymenoptera, Apidae. Gene Ontology annotation, biological process: regulation of membrane depolarization; potassium ion transmembrane transport; sodium ion transmembrane transport.
AUGAUGCUCCAUGCGGAACACGAAUGCGAAAUAGCUGAAGAAGAAAAUGAUAUACUGUUUCUUCCCGGUAGAGGUAUAUUUCAAAGAUUGAGAGACAUUUUACGUCUCUCAUUGUUACCCUCACGAAAGAAUCCAGCUGCUUUUUAUUUUUUACGAAGCAGUGCUGCCAUAGUUCAAGAAAAACGUCGCCAAUGGCGAAGUUUUCCGAAUAUCAUUCAUCCAUUCAGCUUAUUCAGGCACAUUUGGGACAUAUCGAUGAUAAUCAUAAUAUCUCUUGUACUGAUCAUCAUCCCCUAUCAGGCUUCCAUUGGAAUAAGGGAAAAGAGAAUAACUUCGAUCAUUAUAAAGAACAUCUUGUUGGUAAUCUGUUGCUGCGACAUAAUAGUGAAUCUUAGAACAGGGUAA